AGAACAGGCACACAUGGUGAUGCAAAUCCGAUCAGAGCUUUCACACUGGUGCGAGAUCUCGGGCCCAUUCGCCAUGUCGCCAUGUGAAUCGAAGUCGACUGAACAUUGGGCGAAAUCUGAGCUGUACAAGUGUACCAAAGUCAGUGUUCACGUAGUCAAAGAUCGAAAGACGGCGUCGUAGUCACCAUAUCCUUUACCAACCACUACAUUCGUUUCCUCUGGAAUUGCUCGUCCAUCGUCGUAUUCAACCCAUGGUCGUAUUUGCAAACCCGUUCACCUUCACUAGUCGGCAUCACCGUCGCUCACUGCCACACUCAUUUGUACCCCAGUCGCUAUCAGAACGACUAGUUCGAGACAUGCUCUUCUCCGAAGAAAAUACCCCAGAAUCCUCACCUGGCAUAUCGAGGGCAACGACUCCUGGAACGGAAAGAGACGUUCUUUUCGAUCCACCGUCGCCAUUGUCAGAUACUGAUGGAUAUGUUCUCGUUACUGGUGGCUUGGGCUUCAUCGGUAGCCAUACGGUGGUGGAGCUCAUGAAAGAGGGCCACAACGUUGUCAUCGUCGACGAUCUAAGCAACAGCGCCAGUGAUGUGUUUGAUCGCAUCCUCAAGACCGCACAUCUGCAUUUUGCCAGGACCGGCAAGCGAUGCCCCAAAGUUCACUUCCGCAACAUGAACUACCGCGAUGUACCAGCGAUGCGCAACUUGCUAGACUCUGUGAGUCUCCCAGGACUCCAAAACGAAAGACGAUCCAGAUUCAUUGGCGUAAUCCACUUUGCGGCCUACAAAGCAGUCGAGGAGUCCAUUCGCCAGCCAAUGCGCUACUACCACAACAAUGUCGUCGGACUACUCGACUUCCUCGCUUUACUCGACGAAUACAGCGUACGGACGUUCAUCUUUUCGUCGAGCGCCACUGUUUACGGGUCACUCGCUGACGGUUCGAAACUCCUUCGCGAAGAACACUGCGUCCAUGAAAACGGACUAUACGUAGAUGUUGAUGGGAACACGAAACUGUCAGAGCCAGGAUACGCAGGGAUAACAAGUCCAUACGGCCGCACAAAGUACUUCGGCGAGGCGAUACUUUCAGACAUUGCGCGAAGCGACCCUCGAUGGAGAAUCCUCGCGCUACGAUACUUCAACCCAGUAGGAUGCGACGUAGAGGGCUUUUUGGGCGAAGACCCGAAAGGCGACCCAUCGAACUUGCUGCCUGUUGUGGUGAAGGUGAUGACAGGUCAGCUAUCUGAGCUUUCAGUCUAUGGCGACGAUUGGAACACCCCCGAUGGCACCGCGGUGCGAGACUUCAUACAUGUGACGGACCUUGCCAAAGGACAUACCGCUGCUUUGAACGCAGCACAAACAAGGCAGAUCCCGGCUGGGUUUCGCACAUUCAACCUUGGAACUGGCUGUGGCAACUCUGUCACGGAAGUCGUAAAGGCUAUGGAGGGGGUAUCAAAAGUAAUCAUACCAAGCAAGAUCGUAUCGAGGAGGGAUGGCGACGUACAAUCCUCGGUCGCUGCUGCGGAUAGAGCGAAGAACGAGCUUGGUUGGACAACAGAGAAGAAUCUACAUGACGCAUGUCGGGAUACGUACAAUUAUCUGAGACUCCGCACUAUAAUAUAGCCUAAUAACGCGAGUCCUAAAUUCAUUAAUAAGGCCUACUUGUAAUUGAAGUUAAUUCUUAGAUGU
This is a messenger RNA of Cucurbitaria berberidis CBS 394.84, 1685 nucleotides long. Its product is annotated as putative UDP-glucose 4-epimerase. Gene Ontology annotation, molecular function: UDP-glucose 4-epimerase activity. The coding region runs from base 252 to 1619 and encodes 455 amino acids. Lineage: Eukaryota; Fungi; Ascomycota; Dothideomycetes; Pleosporales; Cucurbitariaceae. The transcript has a single exon. Gene Ontology annotation, cellular component: cytosol. The record is from RefSeq and is a predicted model, not a curated record. Gene Ontology annotation, biological process: beta-D-galactose catabolic process via UDP-galactose, Leloir pathway.